CUCGUGUAAUCUAUUUGUGAACUUGCUUUAACCUGAAGUAUCGCUGAAGGGCUUAUUGCAGACGAUACGAAAGUAAACUGUAGACAAUGUGUUAUUUAUCCAAGCACAAAAUUUGCUCUCGUUUGUAAAUGUUAUCAUCUUUAAAUGUGAUGAAUCUAUGUUCGUUUUCAUUUUGUGUUUACGCACGUUACGAUGGAGAAUUUUAAAAGUAUAGCGUAUGCAGUCGUGUUUAUUCUACACAUUUUCAAGGACAACAGAUUAUUUACAUCAGAAGAAAGUGCUUCUAUACAACUAAAGGUGAUGUCGAUCAAGUCUUCAGGAUUAUCUUCGGAUGUUACUAAAAUUAGUAUUACUUAUGUCGCUUCCCCUGACCAUUACGUGUCCUGGAUUGGUCCGAGAGAAGAUGGUAGAACAUGGCACGGUGGUAUAAAAACACAGACCAUGCCAGGAAGUGAAGUAUAUACUGCUUCUGUCAAUGUGGUAAAUCUUACUUCUCUUCGUUCUAUUUACUUUCGACUGUUUAACGAAGAACAGACCAUAUCGUUACAGAUUAACACCAUUGCUGUAGAAACACCACAAGAACAGGACGUCAAACAACCACAUUCAAAACUUCUUGAAAUGGACACCAUCUUCAUGGGACCAAACACUUCGGAUUUAACAAUAACAGGUGUUAUAAAUUUUAAUGUUUCAUUCAUGCAUCGUUUUUCUCCAAUUGAGGUCUAUUUUGAAGGCCUCAACACAAGUGCAGACCCACCCACAUUCUUUGAAAAAUUCGACUUUGAUUUUGAUAAUAAUUCUGAAAUAAGUGUAAGCUUUUCACAAAGAUCAAAUAAAACAACCAAUUGUCAUAUAAAACUUGACCGGAAUAUCGUUAAAUAUGGCGGCUUUCUAACAAUUCUUGUGCCAUAUAAGGAAUCUUCAAAAGACAGAAUGGUUGACAAAUAUUCAAGGGGCACCACUGUUAAAAUUUAUCCUUACGGCACUAAAGACAUUCUACCAUACAAUGAAGUCGGAACAAUCCCACUAAAAAAUCAGACAGUUAUUUUUCCACCAUCUAGUAGAAUAAAGUGUUUAGCGAUUGGAAACCCACGACCUACUGCUUCAAUUUUUAAGAAAGUAGAUAAUGGUGGGUAUAAAAAGCUGGCAACAGAAACUUCUUAUCUGGACAGGUACUCAAACCUUGAAGUACUUUCAUUGUCAUCAAAUAAACAGACACACGAGGGUCGUUAUAUUUGCAGGGCAUCAAAUGGUGAUAAAACAGUGGAAUCUGAAACUGACGUUGUCAUGCUCACAAAAGCUAUAAUCGACGAAUCUAUGACCGGUGUUUUAGAGAACUCAAGCACAACUAUCAUUGUUUCUUGCAAGGCCACAGGAAAGCCGAGACCAGAACUUGAAUUUCGUUUGUAUGAUGAAUACGGUCCUUUUAUGAUACGAUCUGGAUUGUUCAAGACUUUGGAAUCGAAAACAGGCGAUUACGCAUCGCAAAUAACCUUAACGUUGUCAGCUGUCGAGGAUGUUGAUAUUCAUACCGUUUAUUGUUACGCUGCACAGGGCGAUAAGAACAGAAGUUUUGAAAUAAGCAAGAAAAUUAACAUUUUCCCUGAAGGAAGAGAUGUUAACUGGAAUCUCUACAACCAAAUUCGAGAAAACGAAAUGUUUCAAUAGAUAGUUCGUAUCCAUAACCAACAAUAUAUGAAUGCAGACCGAACUGGGUCUUUUUGUUCUUUGUUGUUGGGUUUAACGUUGCACCAACACUGGAGAUGUAAUACUGGGCUUUCCAUGUCCAGCUUUACUGGUGGAAGUAGACUUCAUUACUUACGCACGACUGGGCACCUUAAUAGAACCACCAAAAUUCCAUAAGCUAGCUGGAUAGCUUCGUCACAUGAUUCCAAUGUUCCUGGUUGGCUUUCCCAAUGUAACAUGCUAUGAGAUUAAUAAUCUGAGCAAUACGGACAUAUAUUUAGUACCCAGCAGAACAUAUCAUCAACCAGUCAAUUAUAGUAUUUCCGCUAGGUACAAGUCCUAUUGUACAAAAUACUAUUACAGUAUAAAUACAGAAAAUUUUGAAUGCACAAUAUAAUAAUAUGCGCAGAGACCAUGAAACAGCAUAAUGAAGUCCCUGUUCGUUCCUAAUGUAAAGCGUAUACUAGAAACAUAGUGUUUAUUUGUCUUGAUAUUGCUCAACAUUUUUAAUGUUUUCAAAAAAAACUAUAAAAUUAUUAUAUUUAGUGCAUGUUUAGUAAAUGCACCGAAUAAACUAUUUUUUUACUAAGUUAUACUCGGCUUCAUUUUAUAUAAUGAACUGUUUGGUAUAA
This is a messenger RNA of Ruditapes philippinarum (Manila clam), 2315 nucleotides long. RefSeq lists its product as uncharacterized. Lineage: Eukaryota; Metazoa; Mollusca; Bivalvia; Venerida; Veneridae. The transcript is spliced from 5 exons. Bases 193 to 1665 code for a protein of 490 amino acids. The record is from RefSeq and is a predicted model, not a curated record.